Messenger RNA from Fusarium odoratissimum NRRL 54006, 1800 nucleotides. RefSeq lists its product as uncharacterized. The transcript is spliced from 2 exons. NCBI's taxonomy places the organism in Eukaryota, Fungi, Ascomycota, Sordariomycetes, Hypocreales, Nectriaceae. Gene Ontology annotation, molecular function: succinate-semialdehyde dehydrogenase (NAD+) activity. Bases 293 to 1726 code for a protein of 477 amino acids. The record is from RefSeq and is a predicted model, not a curated record.
GCGGGGCUGUGGACUAGUGUCUAGGGGAUCCUACUCCUCCUCCUGUGCCUCUCUUACCUCUUUCUUCCAAGUGGAGGAGCCGAUCCGCAUAACUAAGCUAUCCCACAUGCACUGCUAUAUGCCAAGGAUGCAUAGUAGACUACAAUGAAUCUAGCAAGAUACGUUCUUUUCAUGGGCAUUCUCUCGUCGAAACCGCCUAUAUAAACCGUCAUCCUACCCGACUGUCGCCCCAUCCAGCUUGUCUACAACAUUACUGACUCUCUAAUCUGAAGCUUGAUACCCUGGCUUCAUCAUGGCGACCAAGCUUCAUACUGUGCCUUUCCUCAUCAACGGCAGCGAUCACACCAGUGAAAGGGCUGUUGAUGUCGUGUCUCCUGCGAGCGGCGAGGUCGUCCACCGCUACCACAGUGCUGACGUCAAGGAUGCCAAUGCUGCUGUCGAGGCUGCUGCUGAGGCAUUCAAGUCAUGGCGCAAGACAAGGCCUAGUGAGCGCCGGGAUCUCUUUCUCAAGGCCGCCGAGAUUAUGGAAAAGCGACGUGAUGAGCUCCGCAAGUACUCCAUGUCAGAGACUGGCAGUGAUGCUACCUGGGCCGAUUUCGAUAUCAGCACAGGCAUUAGCCAUCUGAAGGAAGUUGCCGGUCGUAUAGGAACACUUGAGGGCGCCAUCCCCACUGUGUCGGAUCCCAACACAACCGCACUCGUCUUGAGAGAGCCUUAUGGUGUCGUUGUAGCAAUUGCGCCAUGGAACGCCCCUUAUAUUCUCGGCACGAGAUCUGUUGUUUUCCCCAUGGCCGCUGGUAACACAGUGGUCUUCAAGGCCAGUGAGGUUUCUCCUCGAACACUAUGGGCCAUUGCCGAUGUUUUCAGAGAGGCAGGACUCCCUGAUGGUGUUCUUAACGUCAUCUUCCACGAGAGAGCCAAUGCUGCAGCAGUCACCGCCGCAUUGAUUGAGCAUCCUGAAGUCAAGAAGAUCAACUUCACCGGCAGUACACCUGUUGGCCGUAUCAUCGGUAAGCUUGCAGGCGAGAACCUGAAACCUGUUAUCCUGGAGUUGGGUGGCAAGGCCCCAGCUAUCGUGUGGGAGGAUGCGGACCUCGACCUCGCCGCGCUGCAAUGCACCCUUGGAGCGUUCAUGAACUCGGGGCAAGUCUGCAUGUCUACCGAAAGGAUUCUUGUGCACAAGAAUGUCAAGGACGAGUUUGAGAAGAAGCUGUCAGCAACCAUCGAACAAGUCUUCUCUUCUAAGGGGGACGCACCGAUUCUUAUUGCAUCGGCUCCUGUUGAAAAGAACAAGGCCUUGAUCAAGGAUGCCAUCUCUAAGGGUGCCUCCCUGGUUCACGGAAACCCUGAUGUUGAAGAGUCAAGCAAGACCCGUAUGAGACCAAUUGUUGUGAGAGAUGUCACCACAGAAAUGGACAUUUAUAAGUCGGAGUCCUUUGGCCCUACAGUUUCUCUGAUGGCUAUUGAGACGGAGGAGGAAGCCAUCAAGAUCGCCAACGAUACCGAGUACGGCUUGAGCUCUGCUGUAUUCACAUCUGACCUCCAGAGAGGCCUCCGAAUUGCUCGCGAGAUCGAGACAGGUGCUGUCCAUAUCAACAAUAUGAGUAUUCAUGAUGAGAGCGGUCUGCCUCAUGGAGGAGCCAAGGCUAGUGGAUACGGCCGUUUUGGUGCAUCUGCUGGUCUUGAUGAGUGGACUCGCACGAAGAACAUUACCUUUAGGAAUUAAAUGAUGGAAUUAUUAUAAUACCAAAUAGCGCAAUAUGAAAGAAUAGUUUAUGCCAAUUGAAAUUGAGGUGGGAG